This is a messenger RNA of Cicer arietinum (chickpea), 777 nucleotides long. Lineage: Eukaryota; Viridiplantae; Streptophyta; Magnoliopsida; Fabales; Fabaceae. The record is from RefSeq and is a predicted model, not a curated record.
AUGUUUCUAAUUAAGUAUUUCCCUGAAGAUAUCCGUAAUAGAAAGGAGAUGGAAUUUGUUAAAUUGGAACAGGGGAAUAUGUCGGUAGCGGAGUAUGCUGCUAAGUUCGAGGAACUAUCCAGGUACUAUCCACUCUAUGUUGGAGAGGCAGGAGAAAAGUCUAAGUGCAUCAAGUUUGAAAUGGGACUCAGACCAGAGAGCAAGAAACAGGUUGGAAUGCAAGAGAUCCGUGACUUUCCUACCCUAGUGAAUAAGAGUAGGAUUUAUGAUGAGGAUAGUCGUGCUGAAAAGGCACAUUAUCGAAAUACUAGUACCAUGAAGGACAAGAGACCUAUGCAGCAUAAUAGAGGAAAACCUUACCCUUUUCCUCCUAGUCAAUCUGGAAGCCGUAGUAGUGGUAACGGAAAAGGAAAUGGAAACAGUCAUAGUGAUGGUAGUGGUAGAGAAAACCCCAAUGGACGAGGAGUUAGUAACGGAAAUAGUAACAACAAGAGUCAAGUCUCGAGCAACAACAAUGGUAAUAAUGGUGAUCGAACUACUCCUAUCCGAUGUCACAUGUGUGGUAAACAGGGUCACAGGGCAUAUGAAUGUAGAGAUGCUGGAAUUACUUGUUUUAAUUGUCAACAACAAGGCCACAUUAGCACCACAUGCCCCUACCCAAGGAAGACUCCACAACCUGGAAACCAGAGUUCUCAAGCCAGCCGACCUAAAUCCAAUGGAAGAGUCUUUGCCCUCAGUGGUGUAGGAGCGUUUGAGAAAGACAACUUGAUCCAAGGU